ACACGGGUUGUGCCCUAGCUUGCGCUGUAAUAACCAGUGGCAGGUCCUUUCUGCUUAUUGGAUUGAGCUAGUGCUGAAGGACCUCCAGAACUUUCCAAUUAUCUGCUGCUUUCUAUGUGGUUUAUGCCUUGGUUUUCCACAGCACUCCUCCUUCUCAGAUUUUUGCUGAAGCUGCUCCACAUCCCAGUCCCAGGACUACCCUUUCCGUACUCCAUUAACAUAAAGCCCAUCAAAAUUUCCCCUGAUGCUGGCUUUCCCGCCUCGCCUCCUUGAAAGGGUCCAGUGUGAUGAUGGCUGGAACAACUUUUAAUAAACGACUAUUAGUCAAUUAUUCAAGGGGAAGUCUGAGCUGAGCCUGUAGAUCUGGUCCCCAAACCUUUCCGACAAGCCAGACUAAGGGCCAGGCCAGGCCCCGCCCCUCGAGAGGCUCCAGGGGUCCGGCUCCGCCCCAUGGGGCGCUCCAACAACCCUCGGGACGUCCAACGGCCGGUCCAACCCCGCGUGCGUGCGCGGCCCCGCGGAGACGUGCAGACGCCCGUGUCGUCCGAGGCUGAGGUGGCAGCGGCCCUGCGAAUAUGGAGCUACCGCAGAUGCCGGAGUUGAUGGGGCUGUCGCUCUUGCUCGGGCUGCUGGCGCUGAUGGCGACGGCGGCAGUAGCGCGGGGGUGGCUGCGCGCGGAGGAGGAGACGUGCGGCCGGUCCGCCGGCCAAAAAGCAAAUGGAUUUCCACUUGACAAGUCCUUGAAAUCCAAGAAGCAGAAACAGAAUCAGCGGAUUCGCAAGGAGAAGCCUCAGAAACACAACUUCACUCAUCGCCUCCUGGCAGCAGCACUGAAGAGCCACAGUGGGAACAUAUCUUGCAUGGACUUUAGCAGCAAUGGCAAGUACCUAGCUACCUGUGCAGAUGAUCGCACUGUCCGCAUCUGGAGCACCAAGGAUUUCCUGCAGCGGGAGCACCGCAGCAUGAGAGCCAAUGUGGAGUUGGACCAUGCCACCCUGGUGCGCUUCAGCCCUGACUGCAGAGCCUUCAUCAUCUGGCUGGCCAAUGGAGACACCCUCCGGGUCUUCAAGAUGGCCAAGAAAGAGGAUGGGGGCUAUACCUUUACGGCCAUCCCAGAGGAUUUUCCUAAAAAGCACAAGGCACCCAUCAUCAACAUCGGCAUUGCCGACACAGGAAAGUUCAUCAUGACCGCUUCCAGUGACACAACUAUCCUCAUCUGGAAUCUGAAAGGUCAGGUGCUGUCUACCAUCAACACCAACCAGAUGAACAAUACACAUGCUGCUAUAUCCCCUUGUAGCAGGUUUGUGGCCUCGUGUGGUUUCACCCCAGAUGUAAAAGUUUGGGAAGUCUGCUUUGGGAAAAAAGGGGAUUUCCAGGAAGUUGUGCGAGCCUUUGAACUGAAGGGCCACUCGGCAGCUGUCCACUUCUUUGCUUUCUCCAAUGACUCUCGGAGGAUGGCUUCUGUCUCCAAGGAUGGUACAUGGAAACUGUGGGACACCAAUGUGGAAUACAAGCAGCAACAGGACCCCUACUUGCUGAGGACAGGCUGCUUUCAAGGGGCGAGCACCAUGCCGUGCCGCCUGGCACUCUCCCCUGAUGCCCAGGUGUUGGCCUUGGCCAGUGGCAGCAGUAUUCAUCUCUACAAUACACGGCGGGGUGAGGAGGAGGAGUGCUUCGAGCAGGUCCAUGGGGAGUGUAUCACUGACUUGUCCUUUGACAUUACGGGCCGGCUUCUGGCCUCAUGUGGGGACCGGGCAGUGCGGCUUUUCCACAACACCCCUGGCCACCGGGCAGUGGUGGAGGAAAUGCAGGGCCUCCUGAAGCGGGCCUCCAAUGAGAGCACCCGCCAGAGGCUGCAGCAGCAGCUGAGCCAAGCGCGGGAGGCCCUGAAGAGCCUGGGUGCCUUGAAGAAAUGACUCUGGGAGGGUGUGGCUGGAAGGAGCUGGCCUGCUCCACCUUCCUUCCCAGGUGCUCCCCGCGGGAACCGUUUUGGAAAGGCUAUCCUCCUGUUCUUAAUGGUGGCCCAUCUCUCCCUUUCCCCAUUGAAAUUAUUCUUGUGUACUUAGAUUUCUGUCUUGCUCACUGGUUGUGACUCCUGGCCUUACUUGACCUCCCAGGCUAAUGACCAAAGGUGCUUCUCUUGUUCCUGGGCUCACAGGGUAGUUAGGGUCUGUCUUCACCAGUCACUGAGGAGAGUGGUGAAGAGAUAAAACGCCCCUGACCUUGUGGCAGUGCACCCUGGUACCCAGAGCAGUCUGUAACUGUGGAGACAGAGCCUGGGGUACCCCUGAGUGUUAGGCAGGGGUGGGAGAUGGGGAUAUCUUUCAGUGACACAGCUGGUAUGCUGUCUGGGACAGCUGGUCCAAGCCCAGGCAAAGUGCCUAACUCCUCCGAAAGGUCAUUAAGGCAUUUCAUUCGGUGCCUCAGUUUUUUCAUUUGUAAGAUGGAGAAUAAUCCUCUCUUGACCUUACAAGGAUGUUGUGAGGACAUGAGAGUAUAAAGUCUCUAGAUUCAAAGAAAAGAGGAAAAGAGUAAUGAUAGAUGUCAUCUGUUUUCCAGUAUCAUUUAUUAACUACUGGGGAAAAGUGGGACUCGGUGUAAUUUGAAACUGAACUAAAAAACAAACACAUCCCUUCACCUUGGGAAGAGAAGUUCCUGGGACUUGAUUAUACAUUUCGUAUCUGGUUCUGCUCUCAGUUGUAGGGAGGAAUCAUAGAUUCCCAAGAUGGGGCUCCUUUCCUUCAGGAGAUUGUAGCCUGUCUGAGGAGUCCUCUUCGGAGUUCACCGAACAUUUGAGUGCCUGCUUUGUGCCCAGCACUGCACUAGGCACUGGAGGUAAAUAUGAAUAAGACAUGAACCCUGCCAUCAAAAAUGGCUAGGGGGAGAGAGGUACACAUGUCUCUUAGAUGCUUUUUGUUAAUUUUUUCGUAGCUGUACAAGGCUGUUGUAAAAGUCAAAGACAAGAGGGAGGUUGAAGCAGGACAGAGGCAGUGGAGUUGAAGUUGAAGGGGUAAAGUUGGUAAGAGAUGGAGUAUACAGAAGUUCAAGUUUUUGGGCUUGAGGACUGCUUGGUUGUGAGAGGUAAAGAAAAUGAGGAAUCUAGGAAGACUUGAGUCUUGGUCAGAUGUAUUCAACCGAAAUCAAAUUCUUGUUUUCCCUAAAACUAGUACCUCCUGUGUCACCCCUAGUGAUUAUAAUUGUUGGAACAAGCCACACCCUCAGAACUAUCCUGAAUUCGUCCCUUCUUCUCACAACCACUACUACCAUCCACUCCAUCAGAAAGUUCUUCAGGUUACACGCCAGAUACAUCCCGAAUCUGCCAUUCUCUCCACCUUCUCUGUUACCAUCCUGGUCCUAGCCAGUCACCUACUGGACUGUAAUACAGCUUUCCCCACUGGUCUCCCUGCUCCUCUCGCCUCAUUAAAUCACUUUUCUACAUGGCAGAAUGAUCUCUGAAAAUGUAAACCAGAUCACAUUGUUCCCAAAUGAAAACUCUCCAAAGGCUCCCCAUCACACCUGGUAAAAUCCAGUUUUUCCUGUGGCCUACAAGGUCCUAUGUAAUCUGGCUUCUUCCUUCUUCUACGGCCUUGUUACCAUUAUCCCAGCUAUCCCAAACUUGCUCUUCCAAAUUUGACCACGCCAAGUUAUUUCCAGCCUCUAGGGACACCUGUGCCUAUGCUGUUCCUUCUGCUUGGAAGAACUUUUUUCUGUUGGCAGACAUGCCAUAACACAACUCUCAGUUUCCAUUACACCUCAAGAGACCCUCUCUGAUCACCCAAUCUGAAGUAGCCCUUUCCAGCAAUUGUUAUCACACCUGUUACAUUGGGUUAUUUUAUUUAUUUACUUUUGUGUUACUUAAUGCUCUCUGAAAUUAUCUUGUUUGGAUAUUUAUUUGCUUCAGGGAUUGCAGUGUAAAUACUUAUGGACAUCAAGUGGGUAACAUAAAUGUGUGAGUUGGGCCUCAGUUGUCUGGGUAAGAUGGUAGGACACAGCUGGGGUGAAGUGCUGUCCAGAGAGCAUGUGUCCUGGGUUAGGGGUGAGGGGGGCUGCUGCCUACUCAGGAAUUCAGCAGGAGUUGUCUGUUUCAGAGAAGCUAGAAGUUGGCAAUUUAUUAUAAAAAGAAAAAAUUCAACACUGAACUAAGCAAGAUGCGGGUGUGAGUCAGACGCAGCCCACCAACCUCUCUGGCAGUUUCUGGAUUGUUCAUUAACCUGCUGGAGUGUGACCUCUAGAGGGUAGAAUCCUUGUCUGCCUUGUCACAAGCACAGUACCUGGGACAAAGUACUCAAUAAAUGUUGAACUUAAAUCAGA
Manis javanica (Malayan pangolin) is the source of this 4311-nucleotide messenger RNA. It is a transcript of the gene TBL2, whose product is annotated as transducin beta like 2. Gene Ontology annotation, cellular component: endoplasmic reticulum. Lineage: Eukaryota; Metazoa; Chordata; Mammalia; Pholidota; Manidae. Gene Ontology annotation, molecular function: protein binding. Gene Ontology annotation, biological process: endoplasmic reticulum unfolded protein response. The record is from RefSeq and is a predicted model, not a curated record.